Molecule: messenger RNA, 32919 nt
Organism: Xyrichtys novacula (pearly razorfish)
Lineage: Eukaryota; Metazoa; Chordata; Actinopteri; Labriformes; Labridae
Source: the annotation of a GenBank genome assembly
AAAACAAAAAACGCAGUAACGUCAGAGAGAGAGAGAGAGAGAGAGAGAGAGAGAGAGAGAGAGAGCUCCGCAGUAAAACAGCAGGAAUAUCCCUCCUGUGUGUCACAGAGUCAGAGCUGACUGGAGAAGACUAGCUCCCUCCUGAUCGGUACAUCACUUCAAAAACACCUGAAAACCCUCCUCCUCCUCUUCCUCCUCCUCCUCCUUUUGUUUACGGCUUAGGAGCCUCCUCUCCCCCUCUCCUAUCUCUCCUCACUGAGCUGCAGGAUGAACUGGUCCUCUCGGCAGGAGAAGCCCGCUUGGAGCUCCUUCAGGAGACAGCAGCAGCAGCAGCAAGUCGACGCGGCUGCUCCGGAAUGCAGGGGAGGUUCCGGGACCGGGACCAGGGACAGCGACACUCGGCCGGCCCCCGAGCAUAACAACACGGCCCGCAGCAAGCGACACCUGGAGGGGGUCCUGAAGAAGUACACCAACCUGUUCAAGGGCUGGCAGAGCAGGUAGGUACCUGAGGGGGGAUUAUUGCUCGUCUGUGUGUGGAUUUACAGAUUAUAUGCGCUUUUAAAAUGAUUAUUGUAAUCGUAUUAUAUAAUAUCCCUGUUGGAUCCAAACCGCUUCUUGUGUCCCACUCUCUCUCUGUGACACCCAGAGCGUUUAAAUCUUCUCAGAUAUAAAGGAACAGCGUUCACGACAUGUUUUGCACUUUACUAAGUUGCACAGUCCUUUAAAAAACUUCCACACCUCUGUGUCACAUUGGCCCACCCAAUUUAUUAUUGAAGCUAGAUUUUAGUUAGAGGAAAUUUCUAAAAAUACCAUGCCAGUGCUAUGAUCACUUUGUGCUUAUUUAACAAACACAUUAUUUAACAAAGCAUUUUCUCCCCAUAAAAAUGUCAUAAAACCCUUACUUCAAUCUCCCAAUUCUUUCAAACUUCUUUCAUUUUUAGCUGAAAAACCUUGCAUUAGCAUCCAUUUGUCUUUAUGUGGAGGUAAAGAAGUCACGAAAGAUGAAAAAUGCCCGGAUAAUAACUCUCUAUCCAACUUGAGUGACAGUUUUGGAUAACAUUUUAGUUGUUUAUUGAUGGUUAUCUAAGGUCACACUGUGGGACAGAUCUAUAUGCAGAUUUGAAGCAUGAUGAGGUGGUCUUCAUCCCUUUGAGUGUGCAUUCAUACAUUCAAAGAUUUUCUGCUCAGACUGAAUGAAUGAAGUGGAGCUCAGUUGUGUUCAGAGAGAAACUGUGGGGGUGGGAGUCCCACAAACACUGAAUGAGUCAUCCAGGAUCAGGAAAGCCCUGCACUCCUCUCCUGCAUUUCAAUACUUACUUCCCCUCUCCUUCAUCUCCUUUUCUCACUCCUUCACUGCCCCCCCACCCCCAUCUUUUACUGUCCAAGUGGAUCGAUGGUAAAAGCAUCCGAACGUGUAAUGAGAUCCGUGAUCACACUUUGACAGUGUGUGGUGUGCUUACUUCCUCUCACACACAUUCUCUCACACACUCUCAGAGCUGUUUUUGGCUCUGAAAUACUGGAAAGAUUAGUGUGUGUGUGUGUGUGUGUGUGUGUGUGUGUGUGUGUGUGUGUGUGUGUGUGUGUGUGUGUGUGUGUGUGUGUGUGUGUGUGUGUUUGCAUCAGCAGGUUAUGUGUCCUCUCUCUGGAGGAUGAAAUGAAUAUCUAUGUGCUGUUCAGAGUCUUGAUGUGUGUGUUCAGCCUGAGGACAGAUCGGAUGACGCAGGUUGGUAUUUGAAUCACACUGAUUGUUUUUUGUUGUUCUUCUCACCCUGUCGGGUUGUCAGACUGUCAGAGGGAAUUAUGUUGUUAGUCCGUGGCUGACAGAGGAUAUAAACAGAGAUUAAUCAUGAGAGGUGAUGCUGCUGAAGAUAACUGUGGUGUCAAAAAGUUCUCAGACAUUUUGCUCAGACUGUUAUGUCAUUGUUUGUUCCUUCUAUCCCAGACUCAGAUAUGAUUGCACAGACUUUCUUAUCUUCUGGAAGAAGUGGAAAAAUGUCAGUGAAAACUUCACAGUCUUUUCUCUCUGAAAGUUGCAGAAGGGGUGAUAGAGUGUUCAGUCAAACCUCAGCAUGUUAACAAUAAUUUAAUUAUGUGCUCCUCCCCCAGUUUUCCAAUUCUUAUAAUGUAGAAAUACAUGUGUGUUCUGUCUAAGAUUCAGCAAUCAGGAUGAUGUUUUAUGUUCAAAACAAUGCAAAACCACCUGCUAAAUGUGUUGCACUAAGUUAAGACAGUCAAGCAGGUUUGCACGUCUCCACAAUGGGCCAAUGUACGCCAGGAGCAAAACACAACAACUGACACAAAUCACAAAGACAUGAACUUUUAAGACUUUCUACAGGACAUUACCCAAUUAUAUGGACGGCUAAAGCCGGGUUUAUACCUUUGCCUAAAAAACGCACUUGCUGUUGGUUGGAAUAGCUAUGUAGAAACCUAUGCAUAUGGCUGGAUGUGCAACACCUCCAAAGAAGAACUACACAUUCAACAAUAGCAGAAUUUAAGCCCUAUGACUGAUGCUUGAACUCCAACAAAACACCCUCAGAUCCACUGAACAAUCAAGCAGAGAAAGCUGGUAUAUCCAGCUGCAAGCUGGAAGGACUGAAGGAAGUUGAACUGCCAUAUAUGGUUGGAUAGAGAAACAAACAGGAUGAUGUCAUGUCUGUGGACAAUUUGUUGUAAAAUGCCACUUUUGGUUUGCAGACACGUUCUUAUCAGACUGCAUUAACUGCAUUAGAGAUUAUAUAUUGUACUGGUUCAAUUACACAGAGUGUGCCAUCCUUGUUGUUGUGUAUAUUUUAAACUGCUGCCUUGAGAAAUGAAGCAGCCACUGUAAUGUUUGUAAGCCAUGGGUGAUUUUUGGAGGAGGCACGCUUUGUACGAUCAUGGUUUGAACCCAGCCUGCAGGGCUGUAGCUGGGUCCUUCUUAGAAAGUGUAUUGGGACUGAAAACUGGUGAUAUGACCAACAUAGUAAUUGUACUGCCAACUAUUGUUUUGGAGGAGUAUUUCGAUGCACAAGUCUUCAUGAUGGCAUGGGCAACAAUGAUGAACUUACUGUGUAGAGACAAUGCAGAAGUAAAAUCCAGAGCAGUGAUUGAAAAAAGGAAAGAGCUGUCUAGUAUGGCUCUGUUUGACUUUCUAGGAAAUCUCUAAAAAUACUUCCUUUGAUCACUGAUUCCACAGCACUAAUUCCCUGUGGACAACAAUGUAGCAAGUCCAUCAGUUUUUGUCAGUUUAACUGGGAAGCAAAUUCAACACCAAGAGGCCGAUCAGCACCAUGGACAGCUCUGCAGCCUCACAGUAUAAUGUAUUGUCUGCAGCCUCACACUCAGUUACUGCAUGUGUAUAUCUUUUGUUUGUUUGUUUGUUUGUUUGUUUUUAAGUCUUUUGGUAAUGGUUAAAAUGACAUGACAUUUGUACGUCGUGACACUGAUGAAACUGCCACAUUAAAACAAGUGAGAUUCCUGUAGACAUUCUGGCUUUGACAGCCACCUCCACACUCUGCCAACCCCUCCUCUCGAUCAGCUGUAACUGUCGGGCUGUAAAUCCACAGCAGCAUGGAGGCUGAAGACAGGGUGAAUAAAUGUCUGUUACUGAGUGAUUUCUUUCUCAUGCUUUCUCUCAAACAGAAUUAAGUUUGCUCUCAUUCCUGAUGACAUCUUGAAUUCAGAAAAUCACUUUGCUAUCAAGAAAUAACUUGAACUUAUAACUUAGACCACCUCUUCUCAGUACAGUUAUUUUCUCCCAGUGUGCUAGCUUUAAUUAUUUCCUGGUUAACCCAUAUGUGAUCUUUUGAUGAAUUGUGGUGAUUCAAGUGCAAUGGAAUUAAUGACUUUCAGCACAGAUUCCUUUUUUGAACUGAACUGUAUCAUCAGCAACGGAAAAAGUGACUGUUUUUUUAAUCUAUUAGAGGAGUGAAAUUCCCUCAUACAAAUACAUGUAUGAAAAACACUGUCAUUGCUCGGUUAAUGACAUCUUCAACAUGGUGUUUCGCUAUUAAUAAUAGAUUACUAGAUUACACCGAGGCUUUGCUCCAACUUACUGUUCAUCCAUCUGUGGAGAGUCUCAGUUCCUCUGUCUCUCAGAGGCUUCAUUCUGGCUUUCUUCAGCAGCAUGAACCUGAAACAGAACCUGAUGUUCUUGUGAUGUUCUCCUCAUUAACGGAUCUCCGGUUUCCUAAAAUAACAUCAUGAUGCAGAGUAGCAAAAGGUCAAAGGUCAAGCUUUGUCAGGUCUCAGGAAGAGAAUAAAACUACUUUAAAUAUGUUUGUUUAAUGAAUUCAGGGAAGUCAGGAGAUAUAGGAAGUAUGCAUCUGUUUAUACAGAGAAAGAAAUCCUCCUCAGACUAUCGCUGAUGUGUGAUGGGAUAUCUGACAGUGGAUUUGGUUUCUUUUGUCUCGCUCUAUACAGACUGAUAACUCUAAACCGUAAAUGAACACCCCUCAUAUCUAAAUCCAGACCCCAGAGAUCAGAUUCUAAAUGUUUAGAGCAAAUCUGCACCACCAAUUCAUGACAGCUGCUACAAUAAGAACUGGACCAAGAGGGAACAUCACUGAGAGUUUUAUCAUUCUUUCAUCAUCACUCCCCUAUACAAGACUGUAUGCUCUCAUGCAUUUCAUAUCGUUUUGGUUAUUUGCACAUUUACAUUCAUGAAUAAUAAUGUUUAUAAAUUUGAAGGUAUUUUAAUCAACAGUCGAUCACAUGCUGGCUGACAAUCUUAGUCUAAACCCAGACUAAAUGUACAAAAAUAAAUCAGAUAGCACUGGUUGUUGUCUUUGUUUAAUGCAAAAAGCUAUUCAAGUACCUUUGUCUUGUUAUUGUUCAGAUUUGACUCUAAUGGUCGGGGGUUUUUAAUCCCUUUAUUUCUCUCUCCUUUAGAUAUUUCGUUCUGGAUCCCGAGGCUGGUCAGCUUCAGUAUUAUCUGAAUGACGUCAGUAAAACCCAGAGAGAUCCUCGAGGGUGCCUGCCUCUCCUUGGAGCCAUGGUUGUCUCCAGCGAUGACUCUCAAUACAUGUUCACUAUUAAAUCUACAGCUGGAAAUACAUACAAACUCAGAGGUGAGAGGGCACACCUUAAAGUUGUUCUCCUCAGUGUGGUGUUUUCAUACUGAUCAUAAGUUUGCUGUUGUUUUUGUGCGUCACACGACAUAGAUUUAUCCCUUAAACUAGAAUUUGCGCAACAGAUGAAUGAAAUUGCUGAGGACCAAUUGAAGGCAACAGUAGGCUCACAAUACAGUUCACAACUAAGCAAGGUGGUUCACUCCAUUUCUCAAAAGGAAAACACAGGCAGCAUAAACCAGUGUAGUCAGACCCCACAGGACACAUUCAUAACCCCUAUUCUGUAAGAUCUGACCCACUCCCACUCAUCUGCUGAGACUGAGCUGGGUUUAGAGAGAGGGAGAUGGAGAAAGAGAGAGAUAUGAUAUCAUAUAUUAUACUGAAUUGUAUCAUCAGUUUUGUAUUGCAAUGCAUUUUAUUGUAUUACACUUCAUUGUGUCAUAUUGUAUUGUAUCACAUCACAAUGUAUUGUAUCAUAUUGAUUUAAAUGUAUCAUAUUGUGCUGUGCUAUAUUAUAUUAUAUUGUAUAACAUAACAUUAUACCAUGUUGUAUUAUAUCAUAUUUUAUCCAACCUAAUCAAACAAGGAUUGAUUUUGGACAGAACAGAGGGCCUAGGUGUCUGCUCUGAGCCCACUUUUUGGUCCAGACUGACCAUAGGGGAACAACAGCAGUAGCAAAUACUGAACAGAUAUGUUGAUUGUAAAAGGAAAAAAAAAAAAAAGAAGAAAACUGUUCUCUCAUUUGACCUUAAAUAACCAAUCAAUAACUAUGCGGCUAGGUUUAUAACUAUAAAUAAGUGAUCAUUUUUUCAUCCCCAGCAGGAAUAAAAGGAUUUAAAAUCAAUCCUGAUAAAAGUCUUAAACGUAACAGUGUUGCAUAACAAAAGAGAAGUGUGCAUGUGUGUGUUAUUUCCUGUCUCAGGGACUUGCAGUAGACACACAAACACGCACACACAGACACAUAUAUAGGCACGCACACUCAGACUCUGUGUGGUCUUCUCCCUGUCAGCUCCGGACGCUCAGCAGCAGGAAUUAUGGAUGACUCAGCUACAACUGUGCUCUAGAUGUCACUCUGACAGCAAGGUAAACGCACACACACACACACACACACACACACACACACACACACACACACACACACACACACACACACACACACACACACACACACACACACACCUCUGUUGUUUAUGAUAUCCUCAGUCCUGCCUUAUAGGUCUACAGUUUAAUUAACAGUUUUCCUUCAAACUGGCAAUAUGUAUCUGAAGUUUGGACACUUUAUCAGUCAUUUUUCUCCUGCAAACUUUAUCUUCUGUUUACUAAUUAUUUACUACUAAUUUACUUUCUUAAUCUUUGUACAAAAAUGAUUCAGUAUGUUUACAAGUGAUGCACAAUAUAUAUAUAUUUUAGGCAAUAAUAACCUGCUCCAGAGGGCUGUUGCGCUGUAGCAGAAUUCAGAAAUCACAGAUGAAAAAGCCAGGUUUGAUCAGUUCAUCCUAGCUCAACCAACUGCAUGUAUGUCAUGCCAGGGUAAGGUGGAGUGGCUAUGUCAAGUAAGAAACAAAGAGCUCAGAUUCUUUGGCUGGUGUUUGUUUUUGCUUCUACAAGAACUCUCCAGAGCAUCAGUUAUGUCUUUUUCAUCUGGAGGUUUGAUCCAUGAACCUGUUGUCCACAUGCUGAGGUUGGCUCUACCCAGUGGUGUAUGAAUGGGAUUAGUCAAAAACUGAUGGUCUCUAUUAGUACAGUAUCAGCCUCUGCCACCAGUGUGUGAAUGUGGUGUGAAAGAGUGAAUAUUGCAUGUGAUAUAAAGAGCUUAGAGUGGACUGAGAGAUAGAAACACAGUCCAUGAGUCCAUUUUUUCCUUCUCUGGCUUGUCAAACUUAGAAUCCUCUCUCUGGACUAACCACAGAAGUCCAUCUGUCCAUAAGUGGUCAAAUUUCAGUCCCUGAGGUCGUCUGUGACUGUGUGCAGAGAGCACAUCAUACAGAGCAGGCAGGGAUGCAUCUGAAGAGCAGAGAGUCAGGAUACUGUUCAGAUACAACGUUAGCAGCUGAAAUCUUCCAACUGACAGUGAAGUAUCUGCAGAUUCAUUGGUUUUGUCCUUCAUUGCCUUGCCUUUGGGUCGUCUCUGAAAAACUGCCUGCAGCUAUCACAUGUCAGUCGUAUGGCAGCACUAUGGCACUGUCAACACUUCUUCAUUGCAAGAUCUGCUGUGCUAAAACUGAAAGAUUUCUUUUUCCUCCUCUCUAAACUCUGUUAGCACGAGGGCAAAUUUCAAUCUUUAAUCCUUUGCAGGCUUGUUGAAAGGGCUGUCAGGGUGAGGGAAUUUCCUCCACCAUGGCUCAACUCUGAGGUGUGUGCUGUGAUUGCACUUUUUCUAUGAAUGGUUGAUUAUCGUUGUUACUCUUUAUCACAUUAACAUGAACGUUAAUUUGAUUUGUUUUCAUAGAACAUUAAUCUUCUGAUGCAGUUUUCUUUAACAUAAUCAUCUUGCAUUACAUGACUCCAGAGCAGGAAUGAUGCGCUAUGGCAGAAUUAGACUUGGGCUCUAAAAAUAGACACUAGCAGCUGUUUGGGAACAGGAAUAAUUGAUUCUUGCUGAUCUGAUCUGUAAAUAGAAUUUGAUGUCCCAUCACCAGGAGCAUCUACACUGAGGUAGCCUACCUGAGAUAGUAGAAGGAAACUAAACCCUGCAUUGACAUGGUAAGGUGGAUCACAGAUAAAUCUUUUUGGAUAUGAUGUGUUUGGAUUUAAUCUGUUACUGGAUUUGGAACAUGGAGACCCUCUGUGUUACAGCAGGAGGAGGGCAGACCAUCAGACUUUUAACAGGUUUUAGUGUUAGUCUUCCAGUAACACUCUGAGUUGACUGUCGGCUCCUUCACCAAAGAAAACAUCACCAUCUCUUCAUCCAGAUACUGCGUAACAGCACCUGCAAGGGUUCAUGUCUCUCAUUGUUAGAGUUUUAACUCGAGCAAAGGCUUAUCUACCACAGGCACAGGCAUGAGCUGCUAGGCUCUGAGCUGGGGGGUUGAAGUAUGAUACAGAGAUGUCUUCAGUUGAUGAAAAUAAUCUCUGGAUACAGACCAAGGAACUCAGGUUUACUCAAUCAGGACCAGAUUAUGAUAAAACACAGGUGGGAUAUAUACAGGGACGAAGAUUACAUGUGAACAGAAACUUUUUAAAUAAUUAUUAUUAUUAUUCUAAUAAUUGAUCAGAAUAAACCAUGCAAUAAAUGAGUGAGUAAAUGAUGUGAAGCAGAGAAGAGAUAAAUGAUGUAGAUGUACAGCAGCCGUGUUUAAAAAGGCCAUGUUUUUUCUGUGAGACUCCUCGUUACAUAAGGUGUUUUAUACUUUGAGACCACUCUAGACUCUAAAUUCUUCUUCUGUGGUUAAAUUUUCUCUAUUGAUCCCCUUCUCCUGUCUGUCUGUUUAUUGAAUUAUACCUCCACAGAAAAGUGCUCAGGCAGCUGGACAGGUUUGGUUUCUGGACUUAAUGGACCCAGACUACAUUUCAGCCCUCUCCAUGUUUGAGCUCAUCUCCUUUAUUCUGCUGGGCUCCUCUGAAUUUAUUCACUUUCAUUCCUCAGACAGCUGAAUGAACCUUCAGAGAUAUCAGAAGAACAAAAAGCCUCCUGUCAUGUUGUUCCUUUGUGGAGCUCAGUCAGUGUAGUUUCUGACGUAGAGGAGGAGAGAGUGAUUUAUUUAUGAUCUGAAUGGCUUCAAAGUUAGAUCUGAACUGAGACUGACGUCAGUUAGGUUCGUCAGACUCCAAACAAACAGUGCAUUCAUUAAAGAUGCUGCGGGUGGGCCAAACACUUUGGAGUAGAUUUUAAGUUAGGGAGAAACACUCAGUGGAGCUGCACAUUUUAUUGAAUUAUGUUCCUUUAAAAGCCUGAUUUUACAGUCUUAGGUCUGGUGCUCAGGUGGUGCAUUGCAGAAUAGAUCGAACUCAACUCAACUCUAGGUUAAAAGUUUUUUUUAGUGGGAUGGGGGUAACUUCAAUCAUGUUAACUCUGUAGGAGAAACAUCAAAUUCAGGAGAAGUCUCUAAUUUGAAGUCAUAGAGGACGCACUCACCAAGAGAGGGCUGUAAGCAGGUAUAACACAAAGAACUGAACAUUAGUCACCCUCAGUCUACUCCUGCUCAGUGUCAAAUUCACAAGGUGUAAUGCAUUUAUUCAGCACAGUGUUAGUUCAGGCAUGCCAUGAAGUUAAGCUCUGCAUGCUGAUCUCCAGUCCAGCCUGUAACAGCUGACAGCUGAGCUGAUUAUCUUCUACACAUUUAAUUGGCUGAUGGUUGUUUUAUUUAAACAGCUUCAGCCUGCCUGUUUUUUCCUGCUUCUUCUGCAAACCGCUUCACAACCACCCUACACCCCAGCUCCUCCUUUUUACGCUGUGUCCAAUUUUACUGAUGUCAUAUGGUCAGUCUUUGCCGCUGCUCUGUGGACCCCAUACUACCAAAUACAACCCACUGCAUGAAAAUAAAUACUUGUCUCAAACCUGCCUGUGGUCCCGUCUGGCAUGCUUUUAACAGAAUGUUAAAUCUUUAGACAUAUUUACUCUUAAACAACCUUUGUGCAGGUCCAUCAGAUCUGCAGGAGGAACCACUUGUCUACACUGAAAGCACCCUGUCACUGAUUUUUUUUUUCCAAACAUCUUAACUUCACAUGCCAUGAAUAAAUUUAUUUAUCCUGACUUAUUUAUAGUAUGAAAUUACAUAAUAAUGAAGUCAUUUAUGACUCAUCAGCAUGGGGAUUUUAUGUAACAGCACUCAGGGUGAGUAAAAACAGUUUUUGGCACACAGUGAAUAUGUCUGACAGUCAUUUUACACAGCUGAGAGUUGGUACAAGGGUACAAACAAUUUAUAUCCAUCUAACUGACAUCAUUAAUUCAGAGGAAGCCUUUUUUUUGUUUGUAUUUGCAUGUAUUGUGUGCAUAAAUUCAAACUCACUGAGCUCAGACAGCUCCAAAACUUUCCCUUAGAGAUUUUGUUUCAUUUUAAAAUGUGCCAUUAUGAUCAACAGGGAUUUUGUGUGAGAAUUGAUUUGCAAAAGAAAACUUUGAGCAACAGAGCCAGUAACCCUUCUUUUAUUAUGAUACAGUAGAUUGCACAGGAAAUAAAAAAUAUUACAUCACAGGCUUUUAAAUAUCUAUUUACACCCUAUAUUUCACAUUCUCCGUGUUAAACCUUAAAUUAGUCACUGAAAAAAUAAAAGCCCCACAAUUUCCAGAAUGCACAAAGUAGUUAAAGUGUUGUUUUGUUAAAUAAAGGAUUAAAAAGAUUCAUGGCUGUUAUACUCUGUGGCUCGCUAUCUGCCCCCUAGUGGAAGAUCAGUGUACUGCAUUCAUCUGGACCUACUAUAGACUAUAUAAAACAAAGGACAGAGCAACAGCCAGCAUGUAGAGCCAGAACAUUCAGAACUCCCCCUGCUCUCUGGCUGUGGUAUAACAAACCCUGCCUCAUCCAUGUUAAAAGAUGGGACAUCACUGAAGAGAAAACCCUUUAUAUUACUGGUUAUUAUUAUUACUGGUGUGAGGAUGAGUCUCAUCAUCUCCAGAAUCACAGUCAGACAUGUUGGACACAUCCACUGAAAGUCCACUGUUCCUGUCUCUGUUUGAGAGGAAACAAAGGCUGUUUGUACAAACCUGUCAGGUAAAGUUCGGCAUGUUAAUUUGAAGAUGCACCACUUCAGAAAAAGUUAUCGUGCAUCAUCUGGUCUGAUUGUGGAAACAGACAGAGGGAGGAUAGUGGGUCUGAUUUCCUCUCCCUGUAGAAACUGAGAUUAUCUUUGUUGCACAGCAAUGAGAGGACAAGGAGAGCUUGUAAAGCGCAUGAAUAUUUUUACUGAGAGAGGAUGUGAGUUAGCUGGCUUCAGAGUCAGAGUCUGACGCCCUCAGGAAUCCUGCUCCCUCUCAGACUGUCCUGAGAUUACACAUGAGGAGACAGAGGGGGAGUUGGACCAAGUUUACAAUUGUUUUAACAAACAGAACUCAGAAAACCGCUCAGUUGAUAACAAGAAGCCCUGAACAGACAUACAUGCGGACAUUAAUUCUUUUUUUUUUUUCUGCAAUGAGUCACAAUCUUACAGUGUUAGUUAGCAGAUGCUUUUGUUCAAAGUUAUGUAUGAACUUAGGAACAAAAGCAGAGAUCUAAACAGAAGAAAACAACCCAAGGAAGUUUAAUUUAGUUAUUUUCUGGAGCUCGUCAGAUGACCAGAGUAUGUAUGUGUUUUGUUCUGUAUUUGGUUUUCUAGCCUUUAUUCAGAUGAUGGGUCAGUGAGUUGAGCUGAAAACUUGGUCUCACUUUUCUGUUUGAGCCUUAAAGAGAUAUUUUCAUCUGCAUGCUGCUCUCUGGAUGGACAGUCUUUGGGUCAAAGGUCACGUCAGCUGGGAUGUGCAGAGAGAUAAGCUGAGUCUGCAGAUUUUCAGAAGGAGCUGUUUCUUCCUUGGGUCCUGAGAAUUCAGACAAAAAGCUGUGGUGUUAAGAAACUAACAUUCAGAAAAUUGAAUUAAAGUUCCCAUCCUUUUAUAAAAGUCCUCUUGAGCCCUCUUCCGGCUAUAAAUCUUGCUAAAAGAAGAGGGAGGGGUCAUAUUAAAGCCAACUCCAUCUUGUUUUCAUACCUCUCAAACAGAUUUGAUUUCAAAUUAAAAUAUUAGUUUUACAGGCUCUGGAUGAUUCUGGAUUUGUCUAAUACCUUCAUGUAUGUAGUAGCUUCUUCCUGACUGUCCUCAUGCCAUGACUUCUGCUGAGUUGGUUUCAUGUCUGGUAUACCUGCAGGCGGACUGUUGUGGUUCAGUGGCAAAUGGUAGACUGCCCACUACUCAGAGAUGCGGUAAUCAUAGCAUUUAGUAUGUGCAGAAAACAGAUAUAUGAUAACUGAAGCGUGAUCUUUGGCUCCUGAGAUAGUGGAUCUGUCUGAAUCGGCGUCGGAUGUGGACCAUCAACUGACCAGUUUUCCUAAUAGUGUGGAUGUGAGACACUUACUGUGGCCUCUGAAAGCUGCAGUUCCCAGAAACAAAAAGAUUUUACCAAAAACACACUGACUAGUUCAUGCUGAGCGAGGACAGCUAAAGACAGAGUUGAAGUGUGUUGUAAGUUAGUGUGUGUCUGCUCACACUGCGUCUAUUUUAGCUCCUCUCUGACAAUCAGACGAUGACUCACCUCCUCUGAGUCUGACAUGGGAGUGAAGACUGAUUUCCACACAUGAGAUUGUUUGAGUGAAUGUGUUUGUUAAAACAUACAAAAAAUAUACAGUUAUGGAGAUCUCCAUGUCUGCAGAUUUCCAUGUCUGCAGCUAAGGGCAGAUUGAUUAUGGUAAAAAUUAUUAUCACUGAUUUAUUCUAUAUCAUCUGCAUCACAUGCACUUACUGAAUAUAAACCUAAUUAAGACAAAGACCUUUCACAGUGAAAAAAAAAAUCACAUAGACAGGAACCUUUCACAGCAUCAAUUCUUCACUUUAGACAGUGCAUUUAAAUGAUAACACACCAGUGGUUUGCAAACCUGACCUCUAAUUGUCUUCAGUUUGAGAAGAGCCAAAAGGUUGUCAGAUAGUGGUCUGAUUGAAGAGGCCUUUGUGGGAAGACCUUGAGAUGCUUAAUUUUUCGGCCAUAGGCUAGAACAAGAUGGAGGGUGUGGUUAAAACUGUGAGCAUGUUUGUUCACAACCUGUACAAAGCCAACUGAGUCCAACAAGAACAUAAAAGAUACUGGGGUUAUUAUUAUAGGUAUGAAGUCUCCUACAAUAAUGGUCUUGAUCAAAAUUAGACAUGAACUCAGAGUACAGGCCAAGAGGGCAGUAAACUGCAACAAAUAAUGCUGAUUGAGUAGAUCUAGCUGCCGGGUGAGAAAAUUUUUUCCAAAAAAGCCAUAAUUCAGUUUUGAUCUGGGGUUCAUUUGAAAACUACUCCUCACCUCCAGUCUCAUGUCCUAAGUUUCCUAUCGAACACCCAUCCUACAUUAGGAGCCAGACCGCUCUCCAACAGCAUGAAACAGACAACUUGAUUACAACGUGAUGUCAGAAACCAGAGUUACAGAGGGGAUCUGUAGGUACAGUGUGCCAACUGGGAUAGCCUUGCAGCCUUGAUAAGUCAGGGCAGAAUAUCUGUGGACAGGUUCAUUGCAGAGCUACAGUAUGUCAUGCAUUUGGUAAAGCUUGUCCUCCAUCAGAAGGCAUCGUAUCCUUCGAAUGCAAGACAGCCAAGCAUGCAGCUACUGUGGACUUUCCUGUGGCUGGUCUGGCUGAAACUUGAAUCUUGGGUGGGGCAGCUUGUGUGGACUUACACCUGAACCUCCAGUCAUGUACAUGCAGCAGUCUUCUCAGGGCUAGGCAAGUUCCCAGGGUUUCAUCACACACACCUUGACCCAGAUGCUACUCCUGUGAUGUAUGGUUGUCGGAAAGUUUCCGUCUUCACCUUGGACAGGCCAAAGUACAGACUUCAUGACCCAGAGAGAGGAGAGGUCAUUAUAGCUGCCACAGACCCCAAGGUAUGGAUAAAUAGUCAUGUUUACAUAGUCAUGUGACCUAAAUGAGACUAUAAAACACCAGCAUUACUCCAUUCCCACCCCUGGGAAUGUGGGCAUCAUGACAAGAGCCUACACAAGGUUAUGGAGAGAUGAAGGGCGACAAAUGUGAAGAGACAAGAUCCAGUUCAAAGUUAACACAGGGAGAUUUAUUGGGCAUAUCAUCAUAGCAGAAGGGCAGAGAAAGCUCUAGUUGAUAUGCCACCCCAGAGGACAGACGGGCACUACGCCAAACAGACCACUGACUGGAAUGACAAAAUUCCUUGAGGUUCUGUAAUGGCAACAAGCCGCUGAUGCUACAAGCAGACUCUUCAAAAAACAGUAAGCAGCAUGUCUUUUACAAGAAGAUCAGCCUGUAUGCUUUGCAUCGCUCACUGAGCCUGAGAAGAGAUUUGCUCAGAUAGAAAAGGAGCUGCAGGCCUUAGCCUUUGCAGCUAAAAUAUUUCAUCAGUACAUCUAUGGCAGAACAGUCAAAGUCCAAAGGGAUCACCAGCCUCAGGAGAUCAUUGUGCAGAAGCUGCUGAGCAAAGCACCAGCACCUGCAAGGAAUUCUGCUGCAACUGCAGAGGUUUGAUCUUAACAUUACAUACACACUUCGCAAGGGCAUGUACUAUGCAGACACACUGGAAAGGACAGAGGAAAACCCCUAUAGUGAAAAGUUUAUCAAACUGUGGAAGCUACAGACACACAGUAUGUUGCAAGGAUUCUGUAAAAGACAUAUGACAGGGCAGCUAAAGGAUGUCGCUUGGAUGGGAACUUACACAGAUAAUAAUGUUCUGAUGAUUGCAGACAAAACACAUAAUUCCACAGAGCUUCAGAACCAAAAAUACACACUUAUGUAUUUUUAUCAUCUUUACCAUUUCCUUGAAGUAAUAAUCAAUGUAUCAAUCAUUUUGCACUGCAGACAUGGUAGUUCUUCUGCUUUAGCGUCUCGGUCUGAUUGCAUUUCCAUGAAGAAAUGAUUAUAAAUGUUCUUCCUUGAGUUGUGUCAACCCGCAGCGGUCCGUAAUGGACUGGCCUGAAGUCUCAAUACAAACAAGCAGCUGCUGGAAGAGAGUAGGUGAGUUGUAUUGAGUUGCUUUCCAAAAGAAACCAGGCAAAGUUAAAAAUAUGUUUGGUGGGUAGUGCUAUGGCUGGGACCCUCUAUGUACUGUUGAUGAAGUUAGGUGCUGUUCUGAGCAUUAUUUGUGGCUAUAGAGUGGCGUUUUGGUCGGGGUUUGUGUGUGGCUCCUCAGACUGCUGUGUAUUGCUAUCGUGCGGUCAUUACUCAAGUUGUUGUAACUGGAGAAGCAAGCAGUCGGCAACACUCAUCUCUCGAGGGGGUGUCUAACCCGGUGUUACGGUGUGUUUGAUCCUAAAUUAAUUUUAUGCCGGAAUAUCCCUUUAAGGCCAAGGCAAAACAAAGUCUUCUGCCAACCUGGAAUGUCACACGAUAUGGAGGUGUGAGUGACCAGCAGACGCAGCCACAACAACAGAAAGUUAGAGCUGACUGGUCAGUUAUACCUUAUCUCAGUACCCAGAGUAAUAUACCAGAGUGGGAAUGAGGAAGAACCAGGAGAGUGUAUUCAACGCACAUCUUUACUUGAAGACAGCAGGUAGUCAACAGCAACAGGUUUACACCAUGACAUGGCAUAAGAGGCCAUGUUGAUAUGUUGGCCAACCGUAAACUAACAUAGCAACUGCAUUUGCAUAAUCAUACCACCAGGUGGAAAACUAACCACUUUAACACACCCAGAUGUACUGAACCUGCAUGACAAGACAGCCUACAUAGUUAUUUGAAAAAGACUGUCUUUACCAGGCAUGGAAUUCAAAAAGACAACCAUGUUUUACUCAGAGUUGUACACAUAUCCAUCCAGAAUGUCUUCACUUUUAGAAACACACACAAAGAUGGAAGUAAUUGGCUUCCGUGUUUCCACACGGCUUCAAGCUAUCAUGACUGAUGUGAGCUUAUGUUUUAGUGUGAUACAGAUGAAUGUCACAUACCGCUAAGCUUGGAAGUCAUUUACUCUGUAACCCUCUGCUCUUGCUUUUCUCUUUGUUUUACAAACACACACUUUCCUCCUCCUGCUCCUCUCCCUGCUCUCCUCUCCUCCUGCUUCCUCCUGCUCCCUUUCCUGCUCUCCUCUCGCCACCUGUGGCUCCCUGAUAGUUUGAUCUGCUGUAGCCCAGUACGUUGAAGAUACAGCACUUGCAGCAUUUGCAACUCAUUCACACUCCAAAACUCUUUUUUCCAGCUUGUGAUGAGGUUCUUCUUCAUCCAGAGUUGAUCUUGCUCUAAGAAGAAGAGACCAAGGCUGGAGCUGUCCCCGGAUGGCUCAUAAUUAAUCCAGUCCUGUGUCAGUGUUGAAAUGGGUCACAGCCUGUACUCAAUAAACCAAUGUCAACAGGCGGGGGGAAAUGGUGCUGGACUCCUUUCAAGUAGAUUGAUUAGAUGUAUGAACAGGUUGUUUUAAAAAAAUAAGUCACCUCCUUAGAGGGUUAACCAAUCAGAAUUACAUAGUUAACAAGACUGAGUAAUAAAUGGAAACAGUAGAUAAUAAAUACAUGUGAAAAAAUGUGUGUGCAGGUGUCAAGUCCUGCGGAAGAGCAGCAGAAGAAUCUGGUUAACUGUGUGGAGACUCUGACCCCACGAAGAGGACCACUGUCUGCUCUGGAUGAGGUAAAACAACGUUAGAUUUACACUCAAUGCCUAACUAACCAAUGACAAACACACGUGGAUAAUAAAUCCUCCAAAUGUCACAUUGACCUGGUAACUGUAAGCUGAUGUAAGGUUAGUUGAGGUUCAUGCAUUCUCUCUAUGUUGGGUCUUUUUUUGAUUAAGAAUAUUGCACCAAUCUCUGCAUCCGUUGAUUUUGCAGAUAAUUUUUGCACAGUGUUUAACUCUUAGGGUCAGUGUUGUGUGAUGUUGAAGAUCUUUGAUAUUGCCCCUGACCAUCUUCUACUUACACUGCUUCUGCUCAGGUUCUUGAAUGGUUAUUCUAUAUACACAACAUACACCAUAAAAAUCAAUUAUCAGGCAAAAAAGCUGUGUGAGUUUAUCCAAUUUUUUCGUACUCUGAUAGUAGCCUUUAUCUGGCAAAGAAAAGAGGGUUUUGCUGUUUACUUGUGAUUACCUGAGUAAUUGGGUUACUCCAGUGUACAUGCAAACACACUGUUCUCCUGUCAACCGUGUGUUACUUCAUCAUAAAUUAAAAAACAGUGAGAAAUAAUCUCUUACUUUGAAGACACUCUUCCAUCCAGAUUUUCUGGUUUUCUGAUUGAAACUUGCAGAAAGUGUGUAAAUCAGCAUCAAGUGUUAAGUAAGGCAGGAACUCUGGAUGCUAGGUGAUGUAGGCUGCUGCUGUAUGUGAGCCACUGGUUUCCUCUAAUUCAGAAAGGUCAGCAGGGUCUGAGAGCAGGAGCUCUCAGGGUUCAUGAGCUCACAGCUUACACACUUGGACCAUCAGGCACACCAGGUAGUCAGGUCCCCAGGUCUGGUUGCUUUUUGUCUCUCUGAAGCUUGCAGAGUCAAACAGCUGAUCAGUGUGCUCAGGCGGGAGAGUGUGACUGUGCUUUGUCUGAGAAAAUGAAUGAGUUUCUGUCUGGAAAGUGCUUACAAAUGUGGAGUGUACAUGGACCCUGAGAACAGUGCUUUAGUUAUAGCUUGUUAAAUUGGUUUGAAUUCAGCAGUAGGGCUGCAAUAAACUGUAGCCUAGCCUCUGUUCGAUUGCUGAACAAUCUCUUUGCCGAAAUAAAGGAACCUCUUCUUCUUUCUCUCCUGUAAUUGAAGGACCUCCUCCUCUUCAAAGCCACCUCUGCAGCCACUCUGAGCUGUCUGGGAGGCUGCCUCUCUAUGCUGCAGCACAAUGUUGUCCAGGCCCUCAACCAGAACCAGAACCAGAACCACAUUGGUACUCCCAGCUUGAGCCACAGUCCAGCUAGGGUGGACCCAUCAGCUCCCACAGAGAGAGUUAAAUCCAGAAGUGUGAAUACUGUGGAGCCUGGAGGUCUCAGGGCCCGCAGUCAGAGCCCAACACCGAGCUUCAGUGAGAGUCCGAAACACAACCUGAUCAACCAUGUCCAGAACAAGAGUCCAGGACGACCACCUGCAGGUGAGUCAGUACAACACAAUAUAAUACAAUAAAUACAACAUGAUUUGACACAACCAAUGAAAUUAAAAAAAGAGUAAAACAAUGAAAAAAAAACAGCAAUAAUCUAAUAAUUGUGUGUAUAGUUUGAAGUUGAAGUCCAGUGUUUGUUCUUCUAUUAAGUUCACCAAAGUAAUCCUUAAGGGUAAUGUCUCCUGGCCAGUGGAAUUAUUUACUCGGGUUAUUUGAACGAAUUUGCACCAAAGUUAACCUAGAACAUCAGACGGGUUAGCCCAGAUCAUAACUUCUUAGUAACAUCAAUGAUUUGUGCAAGUACUGAUACUGAACUGAUCUGGUUUUCAUGAGGACUGAAGUCAAACCCUCUAAUGCAGGAAUCACAGAAGCCUUCCCUUUGCUCUGCAAAUGCUUUUUAAAAAAAGGAUUUUUUAAAUAAAAUUGCUGAAAAAGCUUUAGGGUGAUUCUUCUGAUGGUGACACUUUUCAUUAUUUCCUUCUUUUAGACAUUUCCUUAGGAUGGUCCAGAGGUCUUUCAGAGAAGACAGUGAGAAAUGGAGUUCCUAUUUCAUCUCAGACCAAAAAGGAUGCAGACCCGGUAUCUGAGGUAAUCCAAAUAACAACUUUAAACCCUCACCCUGAAUGAUAUGAUGGGAACAGACAGCCUGGCCGCAGCCAUCAUGUUAAACAACAACAAGACCAUUAGCUACUGAAAAGUGUCUCGUAUAUUGCAAAUCCAAAAGUCGUUACACUUUAUUGCAAAAAGUGAUCUAGGGUUACAAAAGCAGAAAUGUUAGAUGCUCUGGGUGUGAGGGGAACUUGCUGGUAACCCCUCAACAGGUCUGGUUUUUGUGAGGAAAGCAGCUGCACCUAUGCUAUCUAUACAGUCUUUCAUGUGAGACAGUCAGUGCAAAAGCGAGGUGUGCCGUCUGACUUUGGUGCAAGCAGGCACAGGGAAUCCCCAGUAGAGGAGCUAUUGCUAGGUAUGGCUCAGGUUUUUCUCGAAUAUAUCUGCGACCUGAUUGGUCAGCCAUGUGAAGGUACUUAUGUUCAGGACUCAGAUGAUCUUAUGAGUUACUGGUUGUCAUGCCAGUAAACGAGGAAUCACAAGAUCAACAUGAGUCCAUCUGAUGGGAAAAGAUUAAAAUGGGAUUACAACUGCUGAGAGUGACGAAUCUUUGCUUUCCUGCAGAAUAUGAAACAGUGGAUCAUGUGACCUGUGUGUGUGUGUAGGCACCCUGUCCUGUGUGUGCUUGCCUGCAGCUGAGAAUAAAAAGUCAUGGGAUGAUCAAGGGAUUAGAAAGAGGGAUGAGACCUACACAAAUACACACAUACACAAUCUGCUUGCACACUCACACGUAUGAUCAGAGCUAUGGAAAACUUUUCCACAUAUUGACCGAAACCCCAAUAAAUUAAUCCAACCUCAAAACAGACUGAGACACGUAAAGAGCAAAUAGAAAAUGUUGGAACAGUAUUAAAUUAACCAAUAUCUGUGCAUCAUGCUGAUAAUGUCGAUAUCAGCAGCUGAAGUCCAGCAGCAAGAUCAGUUGUAUAGUAAUUAAAUGAAUGCGUGCGUGCAUGUGUGUGUGUGUGAAUGGGGUACCUGACGUAGUAGUAGUAAGGAGUAGCCCUAACUAUGGAGCCAGGUUUAGAGAGGUAGAAAAGGUUGUGCCUACUGCAGUUCUGGGACUGGAGGAUUAUCCCAGUGGAGAGAGGAUGGAGGCCCUGCCUCCCACACAACUUUUUAGAAAUUUCUCCAUGUUGAGAGUUAGUGUGCACGGCUUAUAAUAAUGAGCACAGUCGUAAAAUGCCAGGAGACGAUGUUUGCUUCAUUUACUUCUUGUGUAAAAAGAUGCUGAAGUGAAAGCCUGUGUAUCACAUGUGCAGAGUUCAGUAUGAGGACGGGGGAGCAGCUGCACUCAGACUAUAACAAAGAAAUGAGGAGGGAUCUAAUGUAGUUCAAUGUGUGUGUGUGUGUGUGUGUGUGUGUGUGUGUGUGUGUGUGUGUGUGUGUGUGUGUGUGUGUGUGUGUGUGUGUGUGUGUGUGUGUGUGUAUAUAUGUGUAUGUGUGUGUGCCUGUGUAGGGGGCGGGGCCUGUGGAUAGUGGAUUGCCAGCAUCACUGUUAAUCCGUCUGUCAGCAGCGAAGCAGGGAGUACUCUCCUCUCUCCUCUCUUCCUCUUCUUCUCGUCUCUACUUUCUGUCUCAUCUUCCCCAUUGAUGCCUCUCGACUCCUCUUUCCUCCUCUCUCUCUCUCUCUCUCUCUCUCUUUCUAUGACUUUGCCUCCCUCCUUUCCUCGCUCUCCUCUCCUCUCAGUGUUAGUCUAGAUGUGAGUCGGAGUCUCCCCUCUCGUUGAUAUGAAGUCCAGCAGGACUCCAAACAAGUCAGCCUUGGUUUCCCUGCAGACCAGCAUUGUCAGUGUGAGUGUGAGUGUUUAUAUCACUUUAUUGUGCUGUAUUAAGACUGCUGACUUAUUAGGCUGACUGCUGUGAAAAAAUAUGCUUGUUUUUACAUUAAAAUGGGUCAGAUUUUCCUGCGUGUUUCUAAUCUGAGAGUGUGUUUGUGCAGUACGCUGUGUGUCUCAAUGUGUGUGUGUGUGUGUGUGUGUAAGUUUGAGCAUGCAUAAGUGUGUGUCUAAAUGAUUGAGACUGUAUGUAAUUUGCAGAGAAGAAAAAGGAGCAAACUGACCUGACAUUUGCAACUUUUAUCAACAUUCACAAGCUUAAGAUGUGAUGGUGUGUUGUAUGAAUGUAUAUCUGUGCUACCUGAGAGUAAAUCAGAACUGCAGUGAGUAACUUUCUUCAUGCUGUGAAAAACUCAGCAAUAAGUUCUUCAUUUCUUGUCAUAAUAACAGAGAAAAACUGAAAAUCCUUGUAUUUAGACCGCAGCCAACAGACAUGUGAAAUUUCUGCUUCAGUGAUUUGAUGAUUUGACUAUUGAAAUGGCCAAUAGCGAACGGUAUGAUGAUUUACGAGUUGAUAAAUGGCUGAGUGUUUGUGACAACAGGUUUCAGGGAAUUUUACUUGUUAAGUUUAGCUGUUACUGUGAAAUGUUUAACUCUGUCUUAUGUGACCUUAGUGUAAACCUGUCAAUGAAUUAUUCAAGAAGUUUUCUUGUUUUCACCAGAACUCGAGAGUCUAUGGGGGUCAUCUGUGGCCUUCUGAGUCUAAAAAGUCCAGGUCAGAAAGAGUUUUCAAUGCACCAAAGUUCAUCUCUUAUCAGGAAGCCCUUACUCAUCACAGCUUGAUAGAUGGUCACUUUGUCUUCAUGCAGGAGGGCUCUGUGAAGAUCACAGAAUAUAGUGGAAGUAGCUUAAGUGUGGAUUUACAAUUUUAUUUUUAGGGCUUGAGCACAGAGUGAUGUGAAGGCCCUAUUGAAAUCUUUAGUGUUAUUUUCCUCCAGAAUAAUUCCUCAUUUCAGAGCCUUAACACACCUGAAAACUCUGGGAUUGUUUGCAAUUCAAUCCCUUACAGAGGAUGCAGCAUCGAUGUCAAAGUUUGGCAUUUCUGGAUCAUGUUUCUAUCUGGUCUCCUCUUUUCAUGGUUCAGUUUUAACCUUAUUUGUGGAUGCAGUGAUGAACUGUGUUCACAGACAAUGGUUUUUAAGUGAUUUUGAGCUUGUGCAGUGAUUUCCACCACAAAGUCUUGUCUCUUUUUAUGCAGCGCUGCCUAAGGGCCUGAAGAUCAGCAUCAUCCAGUCUUGGUUUUGGUCUUUGUUCCUUCAGUACAGAGAUUUCUCCAGAUUCUCUGAAUCUUUUAAUGAUAUUGUGUUCUAUAGAUGAUGACAUCCACUCAUUCUUUCACAUUUGACACUCAGGUGCUUUUUUCUGAAACUGUUGAUCUGUAAGUUCAUGCAGUCUCUCACAGAGAGUCUCAGCCUCUCUAAAUGUCCUUUUUAUAUCCAAUCAUGUUACUAAACUGUUGAAAAUUCCCCUUAUUAGUUGGAGAUGUUCCUCCAGCUUUUUUUUUUACACAACUUUGCAAUAAAAAAGUUGUGUAUUGCAAAUUGCAAUACCCAACUUUUUACCUGUUUGGUUGUUCAACUAUAAAAACUUUUUACAAACAUGUUGCCGGCAUCACAUUUAGCCCACAUGGUAAAAUCCUUUACAGAAUGAUGUGGGUUUUUACUGCAGUGUCACCGGACGGGUCAAAGGUCACAGGUACUACAUGUUAGUUUUGUGUCUUGCAGAGAUUUCUCUGAAUCUUUGAUGAUUUUACAGACUGUAGAUGAUCAAUUCUCUAAAUUCCUGCAGUUGUACGUUGAGAAACAUAUUUAAACUGCUGGACUAUUUGCUCACGCAGUUGUUGACAAACCUCAUCCCAUUCACCCAUGGAUAAUCCAAACAGGUAUUUUUGGAGCAGUUCCCAGUUUUAGACUUUUGUUGAUCCUGUCCAAACUUUUUAGGAAUGUGUUACAGCAUCGAAUUCAAAACGAGUGAUUAUUUGCAAAAAAAAAAAAAAAAACAAUCAAGUUUAUCAAUUUGAACAUUGAAUAUCUUGUCUUUAUAAUGUAUUUGAUUUAAUAUAGAUGGUAAAGGAUUUGAAAAUCAUUGUAUUCUCUUUUCAUUUGCAUUUUCCACAACAUCCCAGCUUCACUGAAUUGGGGUUGUACUUAUUUCUUGUUUGAUCACUGCCCUAAAUGAAAGACCAGCUGGUGUCUGAAGAAGCAAAAUCUCCAUCUAUCUCUACAUAUUUUUUACCCCCCUCACCCUCUCCCAUAGGGACACCAACAGAGUCAGAGCAGCAGUCCAGAGAACACAGACCACAGUGAGGAGACCACAGAUACAGAUGACAACGAGGAGGAAGAGAUUGGAGUUCAGGAGGAGCAGAGGAGCAUCAUCACUCACCUUCUGUCUCAGCUCAAAAUGGGCAUGGACCUCACACGGGUAAGAGUCCAGUCCUAAAAACAUUUGUCUGACAGCAGGAACCCGCUUUGUUCAUCCACCACCCCCUCCUCUGUUGGGUUUGGACAUCAGCAGUCAGCUGAGUCUCGCUGACACAGUCGUUCUGAUUCUUUCAGACCACUGAGCCCUGAUUAUUGCUGGGCCACUGAUCUGGAUCACAGAGACCCUGACUACAGGAGAGUCUUAGUUUUCACAACACCACAUAAAACCUCAGAGUAUGAAGUGUGUAACAUGGCUGUAGUGCCCUCUUGGUCUAAAUCCGUUCUCACAAACACAUUUAGUAUUUUAUUUCAGAUCUAAACAUAGGAAAUUGUCCCUCCAUCUACCGAUCCUUGUCCUCUGUGUUCUCAUUGACAGGAGGGGGAGCUGCAGGGCAGAAACAGGGUCGAUGUUUUGACUUGGCCCUCCACCAGGACAACAAAUUGACUGGGGGGGGUCAUCAUAUGGUUGGUCAGAUUACAUAACAGGGUCCACUUUAUGUAAUCAGACGGAAAAUAAAGAAACAAUAAUGCAGUAUGACCCACUCUAUCAUACCUCAUGACUCUAAAGCAGGGCAUUCCACAGUAUGAGAAAGUAAGCCCUUCUGUAAGCUAACAUAAUUAUUUAUUUUUAUCAUGACUGGAUCUGUGUUUGAAUUCACAGAGGUCUGGACUUCUGUCAUUUUUCCAAAAAAGACAGAAAAAAAUUGCUACCAACCAAAAUAAAUAGUGUAAGAUGGCUCUCAUUUUGAAAGGCUCAUAGAGGAAUAUUACAAAGUCAUGGCUCCCUCAGACACGCUAUCAGGAAUUUUCUUGGAUUUUAAAGGGCAGUGCGCCAGAAAAGAAGCUGCCAAACCUGCCUACAAAGAAAAAAAGUCAAAAGUUCAUGGGAGUGCGUCUUUUUUCCUUUACAGGCAAGAGUGUCCCUGCCUACAAAUGUGUGCAAGAAAAUAAAUAUAACACACACUUGUGUUCAUACUCAGUUCUGUUACUAUCUGGAUGUUAUCUGCAGGAGUUAUGUCAGAGGGGCAACACAGUGAUAACAGAUCCUGAAGUCCUCCUCUCUUGUUCUUCUCCUGUCUGCCCUCCUGCAGGUGGUGCUCCCCACCUUCAUCCUGGAGAAACGUUCCCUGCUGGAGAUGUAUGCUAACUUCAUGGCUCACCCUGACAUGUUCCUGUCUAUCACUUCUGGCUGCACGGCGGAGGAGCGGAUUAUCCGUUUUGUGGAGUAUUACCUGACCGCUUUCCACGAGGGCAGGAAGGGGGCUGUGGCUAAGAAGCCAUACAACCCAAUUUUGGGGGAGAACUUCCACUGCUCGUGGUACGUCCCCCGUGGCCAAGUUAGACCCCUCAGGACCACAAAAUGUACUGGUCCAAACCCAGCCCCCACAGCUAAGUGUUCGAACCACGGGUCCCCUGAGAGGGGGGUGGACAGAUCCUGCAGGAAAAACUCAGACUGUUAUCAUGUGCGGUUUGUGGCGGAGCAGGUUUCCCAUCAUCCACCUGUGUCAGGAUUCUACUGUGAGUGUAAGGAGAAGAGGAUGUGUGUGAACACACACGUCUGGACCAAGAGCAAGUUUAUGGGCAUGUCUGUGGGUGUAUCCAUGGUUGGAGAAGGUAAGACAACAUACAGAUUCAGACACACAAUCAUCAUGAGGCAUCGUCACACAAAGCACAGCCUGUUAGACUUUUAUAAGCCAAAGACAAACACUCAAAAUUCAGUCCUAUUUCCUCUGACUAAUCUAUGAGAGCACAGCUUGCACUCGCUCUGCUACCUUUAUGGGCCACAAGAUAAACCUAGUCACUGUGAGAACCUUUACACAGCUGUUCAUGCCUGCAGGUUUGCCUUUACUCUGACUGUGAUCCAAAGUGAGCAUCAUUUCCACUCACUGCAUACACCCUCAGCUCUGUGUGCAGUCAGCGCAGUAACUGAGAUAACACGGAGCGUCAUUUCAUAUUAUAGAGCUGUCUUACUGCCCCAGUGCCAACAGGUUCACAAAGAGACUUCACAGAGAUCUGAGAGUAACCAAAAAAAUAAUGAAAAAUGUUUAUGAAGAUGUUUUAGUGAAGUACUUGGACUUGAGGCAAUGAUCAGAGCUGUGAAAGAGUGUGUUCUGGAAGUCUCAUCAUAUUGUGCAUAUGGUGUUGUAUCAUGCCAUAUUGUACUGAAUGAUAUGGUGUGUACCCCAUCAUAUCCAAAUGUCUAUCGUAUUACACAGUUUAUAAUUAUAUCAUAUGGUAAGGCUAAGAACGAUAUAGUUUUGAUUGGUUUCAUAGUGUAUCCUAAAGUGACAUAUUUCUUUGAUUUAGUCUUAUUGUCAUAAUUAAAUUUAAUCAUAAUUAAUCCUAUUCCUUCACUCCAUAUUGUAAAGUAUCACUCUAAACUGAACUGCAUCUUGCCUGAAUUGAUCCAACAGUGCUAGUAAUGUUUGGUAUCAGGCUAUACCAAAUCAUAUCUUUCACUCACACGGUUCAUAUCAUGUUAUAAUUUUGUUUCCAUUGAGUUGUGCUUUGUAUCAAAUAAGUCAUAUCUUUAAGUACUGAACUGUACUGUAUUGUUUCCUUUCAUAUCCUAACCCAUCCCUUUCUCUCGAAUAGUAUUUUAUCACACCCUGUCAUACCGGAUUGUAGAGAUUGUACCAUAUCAUAUUCCAUCAAACAGCAUUCUAUCCAGGAGCAUAACAUUGUAUAACAUCAUAACAUAGAGUAUCUUAUCUUUUCUUAUCAUGUCUAGUCUUAUCUUAUCCUAUUCAGUAUCAUAUUGUAUCCUUUCAUAUUGCCUCAUAUCAUAGCCUCUUAAACCUUAUCCAAUCAUAUUACUCUUCUAGCAUAGGUUCUCAUAUCCCUGAGUACAAAAAAUAUAUCAAAUAAGGAUUAUUUAUUAUCAGGAGAAGAAUCAUGUUUGCUUUCAGGGCUGCACGCUGUGUGGCUGCGAGAAAGUUCUGUUCCUGUAGUACAUUUAUUCAUUUAAUUAGGUGGUAUGUCCUCUAACUGAAACUAAACAAUGAUUGUCCAGUCCUGAUUGUUCAGCGCAUAACAGCCAGCAGCUCUUGACUUAAUACAGUAAUAAAUGAUGCUGGCGUACAUGAAGCCCCUCCCCCAGACUGUCCUCUCAUCCUCUGAUAGUAGAAAGCAGAGGUGUGAUCACAUGACUCUAUGUGAGGUGUAACAGCUGGUGUUCCUACAUGUUUAAUUUCCCACCUGCUCUAAGAAAGAGGAUUAACAUCUCGUUACCAUGGAAAUCACAUCUGUGGUUCACUGACCGGACACACAGGAAACACACUGGGACAUCAAACACAGCAGACAAAAGCCUGAAAAGAGACUGAAGUGAACCAGGUGCAGGUGUACGGUGUUAAAACUUGCAGGUUAUUUUGUAGAAAUAACCAUGCCUGUUGAAAUCUUAUUGGCCAAUACAGCAGCCAGCUCGAAAGUCUUAACCGUGAUUGGAUAUUUGCAUUGUCUGAGAUGGGAUAUAUGAAGCAAAUAUAUGUACUUCUACAAAUGUAGUGCAGCCUGAGACAACAGCACAAACUGCAGCAUUGUAGACAGAUGUGAAAUACACAUCACCUGACCCACUUUAUCUGUGGGGCAGAUAUGACAGGCUGCUGAAAAACAGUCCCACAAAGUCAGGAAAACAGUCCCAGCCUACUGUACUGCAGCUGUGGCUUUGUGUCUUACUCAUGUGAACACACACAUGGUCAACUUAAUGCAUUUACACACGUUUCCUCUUACACAGGUGGAAACACACACACAUUAAAGGCAGUGAUGACAUUGCUGACUGUGCAUAAUUCAAAUAAAAGGGGGCGAUCUCUGCUUGUGGGUCUUGAAUGUGUGUGCAGGUCAGUGGCUAUGUAUGUGUGCAUGUGUGUGCACGUGUUUGUGUGUGUCUCGGGGGAACAGAUGUGAUUGUUAACAGGACAGCUGUCUCUUAUAUAAGCAGUAGGGAGGGAGAAGAGAGCAGGACAGGAGCCUAGGAGGGACAAAAAGCAAACAGAAUAACAAUAAAUCUGCAUAGUUCCAGCUGUAGGGUGACAUCGACCUUCUCAGAGUCUAAUCAAACUAUAAAACCUACAUUAAAAAGCCACCAGACUGCAGCUCAAGAUUUUUGGAGACAUGUCGCUGUGAAAAUUGUUGCCUUCUUUCUUAUCAGUCUUCAUUUAAAACAAAGAACAGAGCACCCACAGAUGAUCGUCCCUGUUUCCGUCCCUGUCUGUUCUGCAGGUGUUCUGUAUUUGUUGGAGCACGAUGAGGAGUACGUCUUCACUCUGCCGUGUGCCUACGCCCGCUCCAUCCUCACUGUGCCAUGGGUGGAGCUUGGAGGAAAAGUCACAAUAAACUGUGCCAAGAGCGGGUACUCUGCCACUGUGACAUUCCACACCAAACCCUUCUAUGGAGGGAAAGUUCACAGGUGAGAUCAGAUCAUAGUGGAUAUUACCUAAAUCAGACUAUCAUCCAUCUCUGAACUGUAUUUGUUCUUUGGUACAGACCUGUAUUAGCUUAAAUUUGGUCAAUAAAUGAAGGAAUGUUGCCUGAGAAAUUUGUCGAACCAUAUUCAUCCAAUUAUACUGUAUGUCAGUUUUUUUCCUCUUAAUAGAUCUGAAAAAGUCUGGAUUUCUUAUAUUUGAGGUUUGAUGAUUACACCUUCCAGGUUUCACACUGCUAUGCCAAAUAAUAUUGUUGUUUCCAAUAUCAGCUCUAAAUGAUCCAAUGUAGCAACUUAUUGUCAAAUCCACUCUCUCUAUAUGAGACCAGCAGUUUUUUGGUGAUGAACUCCUGAGUGUUUCCAAGACAUCCAGGAGCAUUUUUCUUUCUCACAGAGUAGAUCAGUGUAUUUUAGAGACCAUCUAGAUCCAACCCUCAAAAACAAAGCUAUUCUGAGCGGAUUUAUGGAUUAACUUCUAUAAUAUCAUGUCAUUUCUGUUGUUAGCUGGCUAUGCUCAGUGAGGGUUUCUAACCCCUUGAUUGGUUGACUAUCUGCAACCAGCUGACCUGAACAGGUCCAGCAAGAAGAGACUGUAGUUGAAGACAGACGUCACAGUCUGCUCUCAGUGUAGAGAUAGUAAGAUAGAAUGGUUUUAAAAGAAUUCACUCUAUAGUCCAAUUGAAAAUAAAUGUAUUGGUAAAGGAUCAUAGACUAAGUAUUUGAAAAUAAUGAUAACAGAGAAGGUUAAAAUGGAAAAUUAACCUCUUGUGUAAAAGAAUCACCAGUGUAGAGAUGCUAAAUUCUUCUCCUCUCCUCUAGAGGCUGUCUCCUGCAGCGAGUCACUUCCCAUAGAUCUCUGUGUUUUUGAACCACCUUUAAAAAAGGGAUAAUUGAUGUUGUGUUAAAAAAAAGGCAGAUGGUAAUGCUACAUGGCUUAUUGAACGAUAGUGGGGGCAGUCGUAAGUUUUUGUGCUGGUUUAAAAAGGUAAAAGAGAUGAAAAGCAGCAGCAGAUGAAAACAAUGUAACCAGCUAGUUAGACUUAUUAGUAAAGGUUGUGGAGCAACAUGUCAAUCCAGCUGGGUCUGGCCUCUUUGUUUGACUGCUUAUGUUGUUUUUGCAUCUGGUUUCCAUGAAUAUCACAGUAAUGCCAUCAGCCAUUGGGCAUUUGGCCACAAUGACUGAGGUGAAAAUAAGAAAUCAUGUCAGAUUUGACUGUGAGGAGGGGGCGCUGUAACCACAACCAAGGUUGGAUUGGACAGCCUCAGCUCCACCUCUUUGUCUGCUGGUUUGCACCAGCAUUGUUUACAUAUUGACCUUCAUCUUUGGGUUGAAAACACCUCUAGAAACCAGUGGCUGACCUCACUAAGACUAAUGACGGGUUCAAACAAUCUUGAGCAGAGACCAUUGUUGAAAUGUGUCCUGUUACCUCUCAUCGUCAUCUCUGUUAGUCCCUCUCUAUACUGAAGAGUUGUGUUUGUGUUAUUCCAGAGUGACUGCGGAGGUGAAACAGAACCAGACAGGAAAUGUGGUGUGUAAGGCGCAGGGGGAGUGGAACGGCGUGCUGGAGUUCACAUACAGCAGCGGAGAAAACAAAGUAAUCGACACAGCGAAACUGCCAAUCAUCAGAAAGAAAAUGAGACCGCUAGAGAAACAAGGCCCAUAUGAGUCACGGUGAGUGUGUUGCAGUCUUGGUUUUGGUCCUUGUUCCUUUUGUUCAGAGAUUGUACAGAGACAUUAGUUGCAGAUGUUCUUCUGGCUGUUUCUUUUUUUUUUUUAGUGUUACACAACUUUUGACCUGUUUGGUUGAUGUGAAGCAUGAAAUUAUCUGUUUACAAGGAAUAAUGGUUACAACUGUGGUAACAACAUUUUGCGUGUGUGUUUACAGGCGUCUCUGGCAGCAUGUGACAGCAUCUAUUAAAGCAGGAAACAUGGACGCAGCCACAGAACACAAACACUUCCUGGAAGAGAGACAGCGUAGUGAGAGCAAGCAGAGAGCCACCAACAAGACCCUCUGGCACCCCAAAUACUUUAUCAAAGAGGUCAGACUAAAACACACAAACACCACCCCCACAGAUCAGUUCUUUGUGUUGGUAAAAGACUAUUUAUGAACCGUGUAUAUUGUGUAUUCAGGAUAUUUGCAGCCAUUUACUCACCCUAACAUCAUAACAGUUUCAGGAUGAUCUCUAUUGUUAUUUCACAACUCCUUAAAUGAUCACAUCAGAAACGUAAGGCAGAAACUAACAACUAGUUUGACAGACGCCAAACACUGAUGAUAGAAAUUAUUAGCUGACUAAUCAGUAGUUAGCUGUCACUGUAACUGAUAGAAAACUCACAUAGUGUGGAUGUUUCUUUCAACACUCACACAUUACUAUUCUACUUCAUUUUAUGUUUUUAUUUUGGUCCUCUUGGUCCCUUUUAUUUUAUUUUAUAGGGUUCUUGUAUUGCCUGGGUUUCUUACGAAAAGUGAAACAGGCCUACAAUUCAGAGGCCUGUUUUUAACUGAGCUUUUGUUUUUAUGUGUUUUUAUUUUCAUGUGUCGAUGUUCUGUGCUUGCAACUGUUGUCUAAGCACUUUGUAAACUUCUGUUUUUAAAGGUGCCAUACAAAUAAAAUUAUUAUUAUUAUUAUUAUUAUUAUUAUUACCGUUAUACUUCCACAAUACACAAUGUCCACUUUAAAAACUCCACCUGCAGCCCUUCCUCAGCCGUGUUGAGGGUAAAAUGCUCCCAGACAUUAAAGGUUUCAGGACAUGAUAGUGUUGACUAAAAAAUGUCACCUAAUUUAUUUUACAUCCUUCAUCUCACAAUUAUAAAUGUGCUGCACUGAGUUACAAAGAAAGCUACACAGGGAGCUUUGGGCCACAGCCUAUAACCGAAAUAGUUGAUUGUAACAAAAGAUCAUCUAUGACAAGGAAAAUAUCCUGUUAAAGUUUGGGGUUUUGGGGGUAUAUGAUUACAUUUCAGAGGGGAGGGAGGCGCCCCUGGGGUUGGGACACCCUGAAUCUGCACCUGCCACCUGUCUGAUGUGAUCAUCCAAAACUAAGACCAACAGCAGCCAGCUAAGAAAAACAGCAAUAUGAGAAGGUUUUAUAUUUAAUAUUGGACACUGGUCUCAAUCAUGAGCCUACAUUAAAAGAAUAGACCUAUAAGGCCUCUGUCUUUCGCUCUCCCACACCACCUGCAGAAUAAACACUAUUCCUAACACAUGCAGGGAGCAGAGCAAGCGUGGAUGGUGGUCUUAUAUGGAUGAAUUCGGACUAGUCUGUGGUUCUGCUUAAAAAGAUUUUAUUCUUUUUGAUUCAUUUUAUUUAUUGUUUCUGUGCACAGGGUGAAGGCUGGGUGUACCACAACCCUGUGUGGAAAGCUCACUGACAGCAGCGGAGGGAGGAGAUAUCCACACCAGGGAGACAGUGGACGUGAUCAGGAGGCCAGCCAGAGAUGAUGCCAUCAAAAGGAGACAGACAGAAGCAGACAUUUUGAGACUCUGUGCCAGAACAAGAAAUGCCAAAGACAAGCAGGGGACAAUGAGGGAACUCAGACUGGUGUCCACGAAGAUUCAUACUGGUUCACCUGGUUGGUUGAGACUAAUCAUAAAGGUUUCAGGAAGAAGAAGAAGCAGAAUAUCAGAUCUAGACUCGCUCUUGUAAACAGCUGCUGAAGCCCACUUCUCUGCACAAUGUACAGCGAUGGUCACAACAAUUUGCACAAUUCACUGUACAGUAUUCACAGAAAUGCGCAUGUGUGAGCAGUGUGUCUGUUUGUGUGAGUGGAUAAAUCAUUUCACAUACAUGUUUCAGAGUCAGGUGAAGUUAAAGCUGCAGCACUAUGAACUGUUCAUCCAUUGGGGCGUAAGUCUCAGUUUGACUGUAAACAGUCAGUUACACAGCAGCUUCACUCUAGCCUCCUUCAUCAGCAGGAACCUGAAACAGAAACUGAUGUUCUUGUGAUGUUCUCCUCAUUUACGGGUCUCCACUUUCCUGAAAUAACAUGAUGAUGCAGAUUAGUUAAGAGUCUAGCUUUGUCAGGUCUGUCCUCAAUAGGAGAAGAAAACUACUUGCUUGUUGAAUGGGGGUCAAAUCCAUCGUUUCUGAAGCAUUCAGGGAAGUCAGGAAAUCUUAACUCUUGUUGUUUUUAGUGAUUCGGCAUCAGUCAGGUCUGAGUGUAAAUGUUUGAUCUGAAACAGAUUGUAAGCUGACCAUCAUGCAGGUAUGUGUUUAUAGCUGAUAUUCUUAUCCAAAACCUGGUUAAAUGAAAAAUUAAAUCAGAAAUUAAAGGGAUAUUUCAGCAUUUUUGAAGUGGGACUGUAUGGGUUACAUUUCCCUAGAAAGUGUUAAGCCACAAUGAAUGCCAUUGAGCUCUGCCCCUUUAAAAAGACACUGCAGGACAAACUGGCACACAAGCUUGGCUACAGUUUCCUGCCCACAGUGCUGACUCUGCCAUGUAAUUUAGCUGAUUUUGAGACUCUGACCAAAGUUCUCAUCUCAAUUCAAGUGUAAGCUCUUUUAAAAAACUGUCCAGCUCUUUUCUUUGCCAUAAGACAGACCAUGUCUUUUUACUGUGAAACACUCAUACAUGCUCUCCUGCCUGCAGGCUGAUCAGAUAAUCAGGUCACCUCUUUGUUGUGAUUUUUGAUAUUUCGUUUUUUUCAUAAUAUUAAUUACCCAAAGCCUUGGAACAGCCUUUGGACACAGUAAUGUGUGUUGAAGUUGUUCUUUCAGCUUCAGCAGCCACUACAGUGUAUCAUGAUAAGGUUAACAGAUCCUGUGGACUGUGGGUUGUAUCAUUAUGCUGUUAUUAUCAAUGAGAGCUGAACUGUAACUCUGAAGAUGCUCUUCCAUUUAGCUUUCCUGGUUUUCUGAUUGAACUCCUGAAUGUUGAAGAAAGUCAGUGAGAAACAGUGUUUAGCAUUCAGGACAGGUAGCGGACUGCAGCCUCAUGUGAACUGCUGCUGUAUUUGGAGUCUCCCUCCUGACAGACAACAGUUUUCAUUCAUUAUUUAGUUUGGCUGUAUUUUUGGCUCUUGGAAGCCUAAAGGCACCAGACAUCUGAUCAAACUGCAUGUAAUAAAAGCACGUCUGUGUGUUGGGUCUGCAAAUAGUGCAAAAAAAAAAAGAUCUUUCUGAUAUAGAGUGAAGUGCUGAAAGAUUUCUCUGUACAGCAUGCACUGAAACUGGGGUGGGUGUAUGGGUCAGGCUCUCUAAAUUGGCUUAGCUUGUGCUCUGGCUCCCCCUGCAGUUUCUCAUUGAAGGGGCAGAGAUGACCAACAUCCACUGUGGCUAAAACAAUCACUGGUGACAUAUAACAUGUAAAACCUCACUUCAAAAACCCUGGAAUAUCCCUUUAAGAUAACUGCUGUUUAAAAGGCCUGCAGACAAUGAAAUACAUCAGUUUCACCUCCAAUUGGUUCUGUCAAAACAAAACUCAAUCACUUUAAAACUGUUACAUCCAGAAUUACAGACGUCUCCUGAUUUAUAACUUUUCCAUGCACUGUUCUUUAACUUGCUGCAUCACACCAGAUAAAGACAGUGUAAAAGUUGAUGUGUGAAUGUGUGAAUGCCUGAUUUGUGAUGAGUACUCUGUAGAUACCUGUGAAAUUGCUGAUUUGAUGCUAAAAGAAGCUGCCCUGAAGUAUAAAGAUCAGGAGUAUUUUAAUCUACAGCUUUCCACCUCUGAAUCUAUCUUUCCUGUAUCAUCAGUCUUAUGUAUAAGCAAUAUUAAUACUGAGGAAAUUUUAUAGUCUAUUAAAGGAGGUUCCACUGCAGACAGACUCAUCUGUACCAAACCUAUUUUUCUUUGGUACAUUUCCAUCAAUAAUGGCCCGGUGGAUGAUUCUGCAGCAUUAUGGGACACACCCCGACCAUGUGACCUUGAAGUGAUCUAACCUAUGCAACGUGUGACUGUAGUUGGUCUGAAGGAGGGGCUGAAAGAGCUCUGUAUUUCUUUAAAAUAAAGAUGUCCAAUUAAGGGUG